GCCUGGGCGAGAAGGGUGAGGGCGAUGAUGUCAAGGCGUGUGCCAACUUCAUUGAGCGUGUCAACGCAGCGGUGCUGGAAGCCUUGCCGGCAGAGCAGCUCGUUAAGCUGGCAGAGGCCUGUGCCAAGUCCAAAGCGGUCGCAGAGACCAUUUUGCCCACAGUGGCAAAGGCAUGUGCAGGGGCCGUUCCUAGCUGGUCCAUGGACGACGUCUCGAAGCUUCUCUUCGCUCUAGCAAAGGUCAAAACCGGUGGGGACCUGCCGGAGAUUUCUGAGCUCUACGGCCGGGCGGCGGAG
Molecule: messenger RNA, 296 nt
Organism: Symbiodinium necroappetens
Lineage: Eukaryota; Dinophyceae; Suessiales; Symbiodiniaceae
Source: the annotation of a GenBank genome assembly